This is a messenger RNA of Tricharina praecox, 1367 nucleotides long. RefSeq lists its product as uncharacterized. Bases 462 to 1196 code for a protein of 244 amino acids. The record is from RefSeq and is a predicted model, not a curated record. Lineage: Eukaryota; Fungi; Ascomycota; Pezizomycetes; Pezizales; Pyronemataceae. The transcript has a single exon.
CUCUUCUGAGUCUUCUCUUUGUCUCACGUUGUAACCUCCGUGAGUGAGAGGUACCCAGAACCUACUGCUGUUAGUUACUGGUAGUAUAAAAGUAGGUAUUCUAGGUGGUAGACUGGUAGUAGGUAGUGCCGCCGUACCAACAAGGGCGGUCGUUACCGCAGUGAAAAGUACGGAUCUGCGAUUCCGUAUGGUGGCCGAGGAUUUAAAGAUAGCAAUACAAAGUAGCUAUUAGCCGCACAGUAUACAUAGUACAGGUAGAUACGUACCUCGGCGAGACGCGGUGGGUAUAUAGGCAGGUACUGAGACCGGGAAGUGGUUCAGUUGGCGGACUCGAACUGCACUUUUUCUCCGUCGUUAUAGACGAGGUAUUGUACAGUACACAUCACUUGGCACACUCACCUGGGACAGGCGUUUCCAGUAUUUGCGGUUUAUCCUGUCCUUCCACGGAAGGAAACCUGCAGAUGCAGAUGCAGCGGGACGGUGGGCAACACAGAGCAACCAUCGAGCAUUCGGUAACACGGUCCCGAACACCAGGACACCGUUCAUCUCGCAGAAACCCAGAAAUUCCCCAUCUUAUUACGCAAGUAGAACAGAAUCGAACCCCAAAACGCCAGUAUGGUACCACCACCACCACCGAUCCUCCCCCUCUAAGCAAGACUUUUGCGUCCCGUGGACAUGGACCCGUGGGUGGGUGGGUGGGUAGGUGGCUAUAUAUCGUCGAGCUCCAUAGUCGCCUCCGCCCCCUCCUCCUCGGCAUUCUUCGCCGCCUCCUCCUCCUUCUUCUGUGCCUCAGCCUUAAUCGCCGCGCGGGCCGCCGCAUUGGCGUCCUUAACCUUCUCGACCCUCGCCGCUAUUUUCUGCUGACGUUUCGACAACGGCGCAGUGGCGACAUCUAUCCCACCCGUUCAUCAGCACUCUCCCCCUUCCCCAUCCCCCUCCCCUUCCCUCUCCCGCACAAGCAUCCAGAACGUACCUUCCAUAACCACCUCUCCCUUCAUCUUCAGCAGCUCCUCAGCGGCAGCGACCUUCUUCCGCUCGGCAGCGUAGAGCUUGUUGCGCUGAACCUUCUUGACGCGCUUGGACGAGACGCCGGCGCCGCGCAGGAUCCCCGAGAACUCGGUGCCGAUGAUGGCGUGCGGCUUGUCGCCGCGCGCCGCGCGAGACUUCGUCCGCAGCGAGGUGCGCUUGUGCGCUAGGUCUCGCCGGUUCGAUGUCGUCGGGAGGUUGCAGUUGUGAAGGCCCAUUUUGAAUUGUUUGUUGGAGAAGUGGGAGUGGGUUGCUGGUGGGGGUGGUGGAAGGUCGAGAUUGGAGGUGGAAGGUCGAGAUUGCAGGCGGAAAGUUUUGGGGAUUCGACUUUUACACGCAGG